AUGUCGCUGGCGAGACCGUAUGGAGUGAGGACUGCUGCUGCGGCUUCUGUUUCCGUGGCGGAUGUGCGCCCACCGCCGCAGCGAGCUGACCCACGGGCCCCGUCAGCGGCAUUAACGGCAGCGUUGCCACGACCGCUGCACUCUGCCGGUGCAGAGGGACGCAAUGGCUUGCUGCAGAAAAUUCAGCUGGGAGGUGACACCAUCUCGCAUGUUCUGCAGCGGGAGUUGAGCAACGCGGCCCUGCGGACAGAGGCCAAGGGCGCCUCUGUGUUGGCCGGGGAGAAUAAUGAUAAAAACGGCAACAAUACCAGCAACGGCAACGACAUUGUUAAGAGUGAUAACAAUGAUGUUGUACAAUGGGUGCCCUUGUCUCGGGAUGAAAUGAGAAAUGCUCUUUUAAUGAUUACCGCAAAACAAAACUCCGCCUUUGAAUCGAGACGCAUCAGUCUCUUGGAGCAGCGCGAACAGGAGUUGCUCCGUUGUGGGCGACACCAUAGGAAAAUUAGCACAAAACUGGGCAACAAGUCAACGGAGCCGAUCUGCAUGCUUCUGCACUCUCUUCUUGGCGAAUCACGGCGGAAGUGGCGUCAAAUGCUAUCAGCACGUGUGCAGACGCUAAAACAGUCUGUGCACCAAGUUGACGGUAUGCCUGCAGUGGAAGUGAGCAGCAGCGAGGAUGGCGAGGAUUUGGAGUGGUCGGUUGAGCAGCUCUACGGAACGCUAGUGGAGGGUCUUAACAGUACCACCACGGAGAAGCUUCUCGUGUCGCGGGUGUUUGGUGGUGAUGCGUCUAUCUUCCGCGACAGCAUUGACUCCUUUGGAUUGCUGACGGUGUUUCGUGCGCCCAUUCAGGAGCUGUUAGCGCAACACGAAACACUCGUCCCAAGUCUCACGGCGCUCCGUCGUUGGUUUGCGGCGCUGCACCCGUCGAAUGGCUCCCCAGGUGCUGCCGCCCACACCGAUCCCUCCAUAGAUGACGCGGAGCGAAACCUCGACGCCCUGCUGCAGCACGGCUCCACCCCUGAGGCGGUGGCCAAGGCGCUUCGUGGUUGCGUGAGCCCCUCGCUGCGUCGACUGCUAUACGCGAGAGCGCUGCAGCUUCCACUGGUAGUCACAGACGGUACAUCGCUCUUUGGAGGCCGUGGGGAGCUUCAGGCGAAUCAGCAUGGCCACAGCAUUGCGGGGUUUCUUUCCUUUGCGUCCAAGUACUGCCGCGACAAGAUCAAACGCCGUAUGCACCACACCUAUUCCACAAAGGAGCAGGAGACCACAUCCAAGGUGCUUCAAGCCGUGGUUAAGGUGGACAAUUCACAGUGUGUGGGCAACAGUGACAAAUAUUUCAUCUUUGCAGAUGAGGCGGAACUUCUUGCCCUUUCACUCAUUCUAGAUAAGAGCCUGUCGGACGUGCGACUGCGGAACACACUGCGGCAACUGGGUCGUCCUCCUGAGCAGCUGGACUCAUAUUUGGUGUUUCUGCAGGUUUCCCCAACAGAGGGAGCGGCACAACAACAGCAACAACAUAGGACACCACCUUCUGGCUUCUUUCCUGUUCGCACCUCUGCGCUGCUCAUUGCACCAGUGUGCUACAUUACGGGUGACACAGUAGAGCAGUACGAUCUCCUCUCGGCGCUGUUUGGGCAACUGUGGUGUCGUCUACAGGGCCCGACGCCGGAGCUGAUUCAAUGCUGCUGGAUAUUUGAGGAUUUAGUGGCACGCUUUGCCGCACCGGCUUGUUUGCACGCCACGCGCACACUACACCUGCCGCCGCUGCGCUUGGCCAUUCAUUGGAUGCUCUCUGCCUUUGUAGAGGUGCUGGAGCCGGCUGAGCUUCUGAGUUUCUGGGACCUUAUACUUUCCUACCAUGUGGAGGAAAUGUUUGCUGAGCAGACAUCCAUCUCCAUCCCUGUAGAGGACGGCAUGUCGGAGAAGAAGAAGGAUUCCUUGUGUGCACCCUGCGCCCUGUGGUUGCUGCCUCUGUUAGCAGCGGGCCUGUUCGUGUAUCGUGCUCCUCUUGUAGAGCGUUGCGCAACAGCAGAGGAGAUGCUGCUUGUGUUUAAGGAGGGUCACCACAUACGGUGCCGCCCGCUUCUGCAGUACCUCCUGUACAUGGCGAAGUGA
This is a messenger RNA of Trypanosoma grayi, 2118 nucleotides long. RefSeq names its product TBC1 domain family, member 19. The transcript has a single exon. The record is from RefSeq and is a predicted model, not a curated record. Bases 1 to 2118 code for a protein of 705 amino acids. Lineage: Eukaryota; Euglenozoa; Kinetoplastea; Trypanosomatida; Trypanosomatidae.